AUGCAACGUAUUGAAGGCUUCUUGAACAGCCAAGACAGGCCCGACACCCAGGAUGCCGUCGAUCAGGGCAUCGCCUGUCACGCCGCUGCUACCGGCUCCGAAGAAACAUCAGCUGGCUAUGUUGCCAAGUUUGUUGAGGCUGAUAUCGGCUGGGCAGACGAGACUGUGCUUGCCAACGUCAACAUCGAGAUCCCGACUGGUACUCUUACCAUGAUCUGCGGUCGCCUCGGCCAAGGCAAGUCGACCCUGUUGCAAGCUAUCCUUGGCGAAUCGGAUAUCAUCAAGGGCAAACAGCAACUGCCGCUUCUUGCCAAACGUGUCGCCUAUGUCAGUCAAGACGUGUGGCUGCAAGAGAAACGAACCAUCCGCGAAAAUAUCAUUUUUGCGACGGGCGAGUACGACGAAGAACGGUAUCUCUCGGCCCUUCGGGCAUGCGCGCUUACCGAAGACAUCGACAACUUGCAAGAAGGCGAUUCCACCACUGCAAGUGCUCUCAGCGGUGGGCAGCGCCAAAGAGUUGCAGUGGCUCGUGCCGUCUACAGUGAUGCUGAGGCGUUUGUCAUUGACGACAUCACCAGCGCUCUGGAUGCAGAAACGGCUGCGCACAUGUGGCGAUCCCUGAUGGGCCCUGCUGGCCUUCUCAACGGGAAAACGGUCGUCAUGGCCACCAAUGCUGUCCACCUCCUACACCAUGCGCAAUUAAUUGUUCGGGUCGACGGAGGUAAGAUCGCCGAGCAAGGUCGAUACGAGGACUUGUCUAUAAAGGGUAAGGAUGCCAUUUCGCGCGCCAGCCUCGACUCGCAGAGGGCCAUGCCUCCACAAGACCAAUCGAAAGAUCAGGCGAUCAAGACAGGUGCGCCCGAAAAGCAGGAAGCGGUCAUGACCGGUGCUGUCGGAUGGAAGGUGUAUGCCACUUGGUUCAUUGCUGCUGGCUUUGGCAAACUGGCAGUCUUCGGAUUUACUGCCCUUGUUGGUACUGCGUCGCACAUUGCUCCGUCGUACUACCUGCAAGCAUGGGCUGAAGCUCAACAGAGGCACCCCUUCCAGGACUGGGGUUCUUGGCUGGCUGGCUAUGCGAUACUCAUUCCGGUGAGCCCUGUUGCACUCGCCGUUGGAUUCUGGAUUUUCCAGGUCAACUGUGCAGAGUCGGCGGGCAACAGGCUGCAUGCUGCCCAGCUCAAAGGCGUCUUCUCUGCGCCGCUUUCAUUCUUCGACAAGUGGAGUUCGGGUCAGAUCUUGAAUCGCUUCUCGCAGGAUGUCUUCAACGUCGACCAAAGCUUGACCCAAGCGCUAGUCAAUGCGGUCCUCAUUGCGCUCUUGCUGCUGGGAUCGAUCGUCACCAUGGUGAUCCCUGCCCCUUAUCUCGCAGUGCUGACAGUGGGACUCAUUGCAGCCUCGUUUGGCAUGCAGCGACUCUACAUUCCUUCGAGUCGACAGCUUCGUCGUCUGGAGAUGGCAGCCAAGAGCCCGCUGUACUCGCUCUUCUCGGAAACGUCUUCGCCUUCGGGUUUAGCGACGGUGCGCGGCCUGAAGCGUGAGGCAGCUCUACUGGAUGUCAACACUCGAUCUCUGGAUCUGUCGCAGACGCCGUACUACCACCUGUUUGUAGUGCGACGUUGGUUGCAAACGUGGCUGCUUACACUGACCACUAUCAUCAACGUGGUGUUGGUGCUGUUGGUAGUGGUGCUGCGCCACUCAUCUAACGCAGGUCUGCUCGGUGUUGCCCUGGUGCAGGCGACCGAGUUGGGCUUGCUACUGAACCACACAGUCAUCAGCUUCACCGAGGUAGAAAUUGCAGGUGUAGCGUUGGAACGUGUCCGCGAGCUUACCAAUCUCGAGCCCGAAGAGCAUGCUGUUAUGGCGACCAAGCAGGACGGCGAGCAAGACAGUGCGGCGGCAAGCGAGUCUGCGAUUCGAGGCAAUAUCGAGUUUGACCAGGUGACCGUCUCGUACUCAGCCAAUCUGGAGCCUGCAGUGAAGGAGCUAAGCUUCAACCUUGGUGCUGGCCAACGAUUGGGUCUGGUGGGUCGAUCGGGUUCGGGCAAGAGCACUACGCUUCUUGCGCUGUUUCGUAUGAUAGAGAUGCGAACCGGAACAAUUCGUAUCGAUGGUCAAGAUAUUGCAAGCAUUCCUGCGCGCAAGCUACGGUCCCAGAUGACGAUCGUUCCGCAAAACCCGCUGAUCCUCGCCGCUACGAUCCGCGAGAAUCUCGACCCAGAGGGCGCUUGCACCGAGGACGAGUUGCGGGACGCGCUGCACAAGUGCCAUCUGGCCGAAUUUGUGAAGAAGCAAGAGAACAAGCUGGACGAGAUGCUUCUGACGGGCGACACUUUCAUCAGCACGGGUCAAAAGCAGCUGCUGUCGCUGGCUCGUGCGUUGCUUCGCAAGCGCAGGAUCUUGGUGCUGGAUGAAGCUACGAGUGCCAUGGAUAUGGAAACAGACGCGGCAGUCCAAAACGUGCUGAACAAACACUUCUCCAACACCACCGUCAUCGCCGUAGCUCACAGGAUCGCUACCAUUAUCGACUUUGAUCAGAUCAUCUGCAUGUCGGCCGGCCGUGCCAUCGAGACGGGAAGCCCCGAGGUGCUGUUGAAGCAGCGUGGGGAGUUUUGGGCUUUGGCAGCCGAACAGAAGUGCGUGUGA
Messenger RNA from Sporisorium graminicola, 2643 nucleotides. RefSeq lists its product as uncharacterized. Bases 1 to 2643 code for a protein of 880 amino acids. Gene Ontology annotation, molecular function: ATP hydrolysis activity; ABC-type transporter activity; ATP binding. Gene Ontology annotation, cellular component: membrane. NCBI's taxonomy places the organism in Eukaryota, Fungi, Basidiomycota, Ustilaginomycetes, Ustilaginales, Ustilaginaceae. The transcript has a single exon. Gene Ontology annotation, biological process: transmembrane transport. The record is from RefSeq and is a predicted model, not a curated record.